This is a messenger RNA of Aplosporella prunicola CBS 121167, 6437 nucleotides long. RefSeq lists its product as uncharacterized. Gene Ontology annotation, molecular function: protein binding; histidine phosphotransfer kinase activity; phosphorelay sensor kinase activity. The record is from RefSeq and is a predicted model, not a curated record. Lineage: Eukaryota; Fungi; Ascomycota; Dothideomycetes; Botryosphaeriales; Aplosporellaceae. Gene Ontology annotation, biological process: protein autophosphorylation; phosphorelay signal transduction system; regulation of DNA-templated transcription. The transcript has 3 exons. The coding region runs from base 225 to 6293 and encodes 2022 amino acids.
CGACCCUGGAUACGUCAUCGUCGUCGUCGGCCAGCCCAACGCCCGUCCAGGUCUUUCACACCUUGCCUCGCUCGCGCAUUCCGCCCGCCGCCAUCCUUCCCGCCACCACCUGCUCGCCUUGUCACUCUGAUGUGGUCACCGCGCAGCAUUGGAACUCGACCAGUCUCAGCUCCAAUCGUUUGGCGUCCUCAGAGCAGUGGGCGGUGGAAGGAGACGGGGACGAGAUGAACGGAAAAUCUCCGUUAGCAUCACCGACUGCCGCUCCGUCAUCAGAAGGCGCCGCAAGCUCCGACAACGACACGCCCACGCCCACGCAGCAACAGCAGCACGCCCAUGCUCGGCGUCCCUCGCUGUCACGCCCGCCGCUGCAGAGAUCUUCCUCUUUUGUCAUCCCGGCAAGCGAUGAAACGCCCACGCUAGACCCCGACCUUGGCCCAGGCCCGUCAGUCGACUCUGACGACAGCGCGACCGACGACUUGCUCGCCGCCCAUGCUACACCUACUAUCGCCGUCGACGACAGCGCCACCCCGUCGCCGCUUGACGAGGCUUCGACUCCCGAGCAGAUACAGACGCAAGAAGAGCUGGACCGUUUGAAGCAGGCCAUCCAUGCGAAGAUGGUCUUGAGCCAGCAGCGCGCUAAACUGAGCAACUUAGGCGCUGCCGCUCCCACAAGCCCGCCCUCGAUGGGCGCGCGACGAGUCUCACCGAUCAAGGAGGAAAAUUCAGACGCGAUUUCGCCCUCGCUAGAAGCCUCCUUCUGCAGCCCGUUCCCCACAAGCUCACUAACAACCUCCACCGAAUCCACUGAAUCGUCGCGAACCAUACGCGGCAGUGUCCCGGCGACUCCUGCCCAAAUGCCGUUGCGAACGCCUUCGUAUCCUUUCCCGUAUGUCCCUGGUACUCCGCGCACAUGGUCCUCUUCCUUCCACCAACCCUUCACGACCCUGUCUCCGACGGUUAGCGCAAUGAACAUCAAGGAAGCCUCUUCGCCUUACGAGAGGCAAAUGUCGAGCGUCAGCACACCAGCUGCAUCGGUAGCGACCUUUAUGCCGCCGGGCAUGAAUCCGCAGGGUGCUGAGAAUUCUCAGUACCCUACGCCGAACCUUUACGAUCUAACAUUGCUUAUCAACUCCGAGCCGGGCCUGGACGCCUGGUGGGCUGCUGUUACGAAUGUCAUGAGAGGAUGGUUUGGUGCCGAAAGAGUUACGUUGGCGGUACCGGCAGAUGCGACGGAUAUUGAAAACGUUCCUUGGGGUCAAAAGGCUACCUACAACGUUGCAGGUUCGCUGGGAAUGAAACCGACCAAGUCUGCAGGCCUCUCCAAAGGGAACGAUGUCAAUCGCAAAGACUUUGCUGGAAAAGAAGUCAAGACUGAGCAUGUGGAUUCGCCACAGCAACCUCUCGAACUGCCAAUGAGAAACGUCCGUCCACGGUUGGAAGCGCGCCAUUCUUUUGGGGGAUACGAACGUGGGAGGAACGAGGGGUCAGGCGAUCAGAAGAACAACGGUCCAGCUCGGCCACGAGGUCCACUCCGCACUGCAAGUCAUCACCCGCAUGCCCUGAACCAUCCUGAAGCAUUUGUGCCACAGCCAGAGCCCCGACACGAGAUUCCGGUACAUAUCCACAGGCCGCAUCUCAAGGAAACGACAUUCAGUGACCCGGAUUUCUCGAGCGUUGGAGACGAACUGCAAGCCGGACCGUACAUCGCUGUCUUCCCUGUACUUCGGGCUUUGGAUCAUGAGGCACAUGCUCUCAUUGACAACGCUGGCAUCAACCGCAUACUGGAAAGGGGAAAACUCGUGACUCUCACUCGUGAUUACUCUAGUGCCGAGUCGUCGAGGACAACUUCUGGACAUUCAUCGAAGAAUUCAAAUAGUUCUACCGAAUCUGUCACCCAACCCAGUAAAGGACAAUCAGCACAGCGGAAGCCAGAUCUUCGGAGUCGAGCAGGCAACCCCGGGCAGUUGAGCGGAGAGGAACUUUAUCGAUCCAAACUCACCACGCAUUAUGAAGAAUACGAACAAUAUCCUUCGUCACCUUGGGCUCAGUCGCCCGCACCAUCUCCGGCCAUACAGGCCGACCCUAACGAAAACCCUUUCUUUGCAGGAGCGAACGUUGACGAAGAUUCAUUCAAUCCUACCGGUUCUGGUCCGGAUUAUUCACAGUAUGGUCCAGUGGAAGCCAUUGGCAUUGACAGAGCUAGCACCGUUACUCAUUUACCCCUCAUUCAUCCCAUAUUGUCACAGGUGAUGCAACCGUUUGAUUCGGAUUCUCCUGCUAGAACACCUGCCGAGUCCGUUUCUUCGCGACCGGACAUGUCUACUGUUUCCUCGGAUCACCCGAACUUCCAAAGGAAGGCCCCGAUAGCCAUUCUGUCGGUGCUCUCCUCUGCAGUCCCUUACCCACAGAAUCUCACGCAAACCCUUAAACUUUUAGCUCCUCACCUCGCCACCUCUUUCGCCAACUCUCUCCAUUACACGAAUGCCCAACGACAAGCGUCCGGUUUGCGCCACCGGAGAUUUGGCUCAAACCCGAACGUCGGGUUUGCCCCCACAGCUGCGGACACUGAAAGCCUGGAGGAUUUGAUGCGAUUGGACAUUGAUCAGAUCACCGAUUCAGCAACAGGCAGCAUCACUAGUCCCUCGGAAUACUCUAGUCGUUCAACAGGUGGGUCCAUCGCAGGUACACCUGGUUGGGAUCCGUCGGCACUGGGCUUCACUAGCAAACACUCCGUUGGCAGUACUCCGGGCCAUAUGGUUGGCACCGAAGUGGUCGACAGCUAUUUUGAUGCCAAGAAGAAGACUGGUGCGAGCAGAUCCAACAGCGCGGCCGCGAUAAAUCAACAACCAGAAGGCAGUCGAGAACCGUCUGGAGAGCAAAGGCCUGGUCGCAAGGUUGUUUCUAUCAUGCCUGCCGAGGAGGACGAUGUGACCCCUAAGCUUGAUAUACCGUCGACCUCAAGGCCAUCCGGGAAGGAGGGAAAACACAACGGCCCACACUCACACGGCCGUCAAGGAAGCCCAUCUCGGGUUACAUCGCCCCGGCGGUUCAGCCUUCGGCUCAACCAGUCGCAACAAGGGGAUGGGGGCCACAAUCGUUCUCACUCUUAUUUGCACUCAUACGGCGCCGACUUCAGCUCGUCAUUCCAAUCCUUACCGGCAGCCACCACGCCGUUGCGAACACCCGCUCCGACUAGCCACGGUAGAAGCAAUUCCUUGUCGGAGCGCACAGACAUGCCACCACCUUCGGAACGCUUGCUUAGGACCAUCAUUGACUCUCUUCCAGUGCAAGUCUUUACUGCCGCACCAGCCACUGGAGCUCUGACCUGGGUCAACACCAAAUUUUUGGUCUAUCGGGGCCAAGAUUCUCGCCAAGUUCUUCAGGAGCCAUGGGAUGCAAUCCACCCCGAGGAUCGCGAGGAGUACAUGAGCCUCUGGAACAGGUCUUUACGAACUGGUCAGCAAUUUCAACAAAAAGCCCGCGUCCAACGAUUUGAUGGUCAUUAUCGGUGGUUCUAUGUACGAGCGGCGCCUCUAAAAGACAAGCGUCAGAACAUCGUGCACUGGAUCGGCACUAACAUGGAUGUUCACGAUCAGCAUCUGGCGGAAAUCAAUGCGGCGCGGCAACAAGAGACGGCAGCUUCAGAAGCCAAAUACCGUGCACUAGCGAAUUCGAGUCCGCAGAUUGUCUUUGCCGUAACUCAAUCACGAGGCAUCACGUUUUGCAACGGCCAAUGGCUGUCAUACACUGGCCAGACUGAGGAGGAGGCUUUGGGUCUUGGUUUCAUGGACUUUGUCCAUCCAGAGGAUCUUGUCAAAUGUCGUCUCCCCGCGUUCGACAACGAUGGCAAUGUUCCGAAAAACGUUCCGUUGUCUAUGCCAUCGGAUCUGACACGUUCCGCCUCCAUGGCUGACUCCUCCUCUUCCGACGAUACAUCUACUAAUAAGACUGUAACCAGCCCUGGUGGCGAAACCGAACCGUCAGCCAUACACAUGCCGCAGACGAGGCUCUCUAAGCUCGCAGAUACCGGCAUCCUGAAGGUCACCAAGGAUGCUGAUGGGCGGCCGUCUUAUUCAACCGAAGUCCGGCUGCGUUCCAAAGAUGGCGUGUACCAUUGGCAUCUGGUUCGGAUAUUGCUUGCUGAGCCGGUCUUCAGUGAAGCACAAGAAGAGACUUGGUAUGGGACGUGCACCGAUAUCAAUGACCACAAACUGCUUGAGCAGACGCUGAAGGAAACCAUGGAUGCUAAAUCAAGAUUCCUGAGCAAUAUGUCUCACGAGAUCAGAACUCCUCUGAAUGGCAUCACUGGCAUGGUCAACUUCCUCAUCGAUAGCAAUCUUACGGCAGAACAGAUGGAGCAUGUCAACAUCAUCCGCAGCAGUACCGAGGGACUACGGGACUUGAUCAACGAUAUUCUCGAUUUGUCUAAGGUCGAAGCCGGCAUGAUCACGCUUGCGAUGGAUUGGCUUCAUGUCCGAUCGCUUAUCGAAGAAGUCAACGACCUGACUUCUGCGAUGGCGAUCAACAAAGGACUAGAGCUCAAUUACAUCGUAGAAGAAGACGUACCUUCGAUGGUCAAAGGCGACCGGUUCCGAAUCCGCCAGGUUUUGCUCAACGUCAUUGGAAAUGCAAUCAAGUUUACGCAGAAGGGCGAAGUCUUCGUACGUUGCAGAAUCGCUGAGGAUCAAGAUGCGUCUGUGGAAAGCAGAGAGUCCCUUGUGCAGUUUGAUGUCAUUGAUACUGGUUCCGGCUUUACAGAGAAAGAAGCAGAAUACUUGUUCAAACGCUUCAGUCAAAUCGACGGCAGCAGCACCAGACAGCAUGGUGGUACGGGCCUUGGUCUUGCCAUCUCUAUGCAGCUGGUUGAGCUUCAUGGCGGUAAGAUGAAGGCCAGCAGCGUCCCUGGCAAGGGCUCGACCUUCACUUUCACCAUCAAGUUUACUCUGCCUUCUGAAAAGGAGCGCCCCCCGCAAGACUCUGCCAGUCAUGGUUUUCCGAUUGUACCCAUUCAUAGCACGUUGUCUCCUGCGCUUAGCGAAACAAGCAAAUCAUCGGCGCCUGCUAUACCCUCGCCAAAGGAUUCGGCAAAAUCGCCCUCCUCGGUCUCGUCUUCUGCAAGUUCCGAUCCUUCUGUCAGAACAAACCGUACGAGUUUACCCUCUACCCGGUCUUCAGCAUCUUCGUUCACUUCGGACGCAAACGCUUCUGGUAUGAAGCUAACACUGCCACUAGAUGGGUCUAACAAGCGAACAGAAUCAGACGAAUCCGUUGCGGAGUCGAACACAUCUGUCGACACUGCCAAGCCUAAAAUCGCCGUAUCGCAGACGCGGACGCCGUCUCCUCUCUCUCAACCUCCGAUGUAUUCGAUCUUGGUGGCUUGUCCUCUGCCGUACAGUCGCGAGGCGACAGUCAAGCACAUUGAGAUGACGCUACCAAAAACAAUUCCCGCGCAAAUCACUGCCCGGGAAUCUGUCGAAGAAGCCCAGAAGAUGAUCAGUGGUGAUGAUCCCGUCAUCUUCACCCAUGUGGUGCUUGUGUUACAUGAGACGAGGGAAGUCUUGUCUUUUAUCGACCAGAUAUUCCGCUCACAAGCACAUGCCGCGACUUCUGUUGUCAUCAUCUCAGAUCUCGUGCAGAAGCGAGAGAUUAUGGGCGAGGCUGCAGAGCACGACUACGAUAAGCUGAGCAAGGAGCGCCGCCUGCGCUUCAUCUUCAAGCCUCUGAAGCCAUCGAAGUUUGCGGUUAUUUUUGAUCCGCAAAAGCAAAGGGAGAUCAGCACGGAUCGCAACGAGAAUAGUGCCCAACAGGUUGCUGUCAACCAAAAAAUGGUUUUCGACGCGAUGAAACAUAGACUGGGCAACAAGGGACACCGCGUGUUGCUUGUUGAAGAUAACAAGAUCAACCAGACUGUUCUCCUUAAAUUGCUUGGCAAGGUUGCCAUUAAUGUCGAUACGGUACUCGAUGGCGUGGAAUGCACGGACAGGGUCUUCGCCAAAGGCCAUCAGUACUAUUCAAUCAUCCUGUGCGAUCUUCACAUGCCCAACAAAGAUGGAUACCAGACUUGCAAGGAGAUCCGCAAGUGGGAGAAGAAGAACAAAUACCCACAUCUGCCGAUUAUCGCGCUGUCGGCAAACGUCCUGGGUGACGUAUACAUGAAGUGCGUGGAAGCUGGCUUCAACUCGUACGUGACCAAGCCGGUGGACUUCAAAGAACUGAGCGCUGUGAUGACGAGAUUCUUGGAUCCGGCGGAUCCACUACAACCUCACGAAUUCAUGCGACCGCGAAAAGGCUGAGAGCUAGAGGGAAAUUCACAUCAUGGUGGCGCUAUUCAUCGCUAGCGUUGCAUAAGAAGGGAGACGGCGUAUUGGAUUCGGCAAAGUGCAGGCAGCAAGCUGGGCGAAUGGGAGUCAUUCCAGUCGGUCGCGAUGCCUUUUACU